AUGUUGCUCCAGCGCAUUUUAUCCGCGCGUCGCGUGACACUGACCCGCGCUGUGAUCGCUCGUACUACGGCCACAUCAUGUACUUAUGCGCCGACAGAUGCUUUUGUUCACCGUCACCUUGGGGUGUCCUCCGAGAAGGAUCGCAAGACUAUGUUGGCCACUUUAGGCUUUGACACUGUCGAAGACCUCGUUGCUGCUACAGUGCCGGCUGAAAUUCGGCUGCAUAAGCCACUAAAUCUACCACCACCGCUGAGCGAGAGCGAAGCUCUUGCGAAAUUGAAAAAGAUAGCAGCAAAAAAUCAAACGCUCAAGUCUUUUAUUGGUAUGGGAUUUCAUGACACACUUACGCCUGCACCAAUUGUGCGUCACAUCCUCGAAAACCCAGGAUGGUACACGAGUUACACUCCGUACCAGGCUGAAGUGUCGCAAGGUCGUCUUGAAAUGCUGCUUAACUUUCAAACGAUGAUCUUAGAUCUAACUGGACUCGAGUUUGCGAAUGCUUCGCUGUUAGAUGAAGCAACCGCCGCCGCUGAAGCCAUGGCAUUAGCCCACGGUAAUUUUAACGGCAAACGUGCGAAAUUUUUUGUCGAUCAGGACGUUCAUCCGCAAACCAUUGGAAUGAUGCAUACACGAGCUGAAAAUGUCGGAAUUGAGCUGGUUGUAGGGAAUCUGAAGACUGAUCUCGACCUUAAAGAUGAGGGAUACAGUGGUGUGUUGUUACAAUACCCCACUACGUUCGGUGCUGUGAACGAUUACCGUGAUUUUGUUAUCAACGCGCAUAAAUCGAAAUUUGUGGUUGCUGUUGCUACUGAUCCAUUGAGUCUGACUCACCUUACGCCACCUGGUGAGUGGGGCGCUGAUAUUGCUCUUGGUUCGGCCCAGCGCUUUGGUGUUCCGAUGAUGUUUGGUGGUCCCCAUGCUGCUUUCUUAGCCACAACCAAGAAAUAUUAUCGUAAAAUGCCUGGCCGCAUUAUCGGUGUCUCAGUAGAUUCGCGUGGUGAACCGGCUGUGCGUAUGGCCAUGCAGACUCGAGAGCAACAUAUUCGCCGGGACAAGGCUACAAGCAAUAUUUGUACGGCUCAGGCACUGCUGGCUAAUAUGGCCGCUGCUUAUGCUAUUUAUCACGGACCAGUAGGUCUGAAAAAUAUAGCGUCGCGUGUUAACUUUUACGCGGCGACACUGGCGGCUGGUUUAGAAAAGUUCGCACCUCAAUGUAAAGUACUAAAUGAUGCGUUUUUCGACACAUUGGAGAUCGACGUGUCCCAGUCUGGCACUUUUGCGAAUGAUGUGGCAGCCAAAGCGACGAAACGUGGCGUGAACAUUCGUGUGAUUGAUGACAAACGCGUUGGUGUUUCCAUGGGUGAAAGUGUCACCUUGAAAGACGUAGAACAGUUGUUACUGGCAUUUGGCGCUUCGGAGAAGGAUGUAUCGAAAAAUAUAAGUGAGUCUCUCUGUUCUCGUGCAGAAGAGAUUCAAAAGCAGAGCAUUCCCGAAGGUCUGCGGCGAACGUCGUCGUAUCUAGAGCACGAAAUCUUUCAUAAGUACCGCUCGGAGACGGAACUUACCCGUUAUCUAAAGCAGCUAGAAGACAAGGAUCUGGCACUGAAUCACUCAAUGAUCUCACUGGGAAGCUGCACCAUGAAGCUUAACGCCGUGUCGGAGCUGGCGCCGAUUUCGUGGCCGGAAUUUACCAACGUGCAUCCGUUUGUACCUGCAAAUCAGAGCGCCGGAUAUCACGAGCUUAUUGAAUCGCUCAAUCAUUCACUUGCUGUUAUAACGGGCUUUAGCGCUGUGUCUACGCAGCCACAAAGCGGCGCUCAGGGCGAAUACGCUGGUCUGUUGACGAUCCGCAAUUACCAGCGAUCAAUCGGCCAGGGCCAUCGAAACGUGUGCCUCAUCCCCGUGUCAGCACACGGUACGAAUCCAGCCAGUGCUGUCAUGGCAGGAAUGAAGGUAGUCGUCAUCAAAUCGGAUGAGAAUGGCCACGUGGAUCGUGAAGAUCUUGCUGCCAAAGCAGCUGAACACUCCGCCAAUUUAAGCGCUAUUAUGAUCACGUACCCAUCGACAUUUGGUGUAUUCGAGCCUGGUAUUAAGGAUAUGCUAGACCUCAUCCACUCGCACGGAGCUCAAGUGUAUAUGGAUGGCGCAAACAUGAAUGCGCAAGUGGCCCUGUGCAAUCCAGCAGGCAUUGGUGCUGAUGUUUGCCACUUAAACCUGCACAAAACCUUCUGUAUUCCUCACGGUGGCGGUGGCCCCGGUGUUGGUUCUAUCGGCGUCGCUGCACACUUAGCCCCGUUUCUACCGGGUCAUGCUGUAAUGCCUACCGGUGGUGAGGGUGAACACACAGUUAAGAAGACAACUUCGGCUGUCAGUGGGUCGCCUUUUGGCAGUGCAGGUAUUUUGCCGAUUCCUUGGAUGUACAUCAAUAUGCUGGGCGAGGACGGCUUAAAGCAGGCUACAUAUACAGCUAUUUUGAACGCAAACUACAUGGCCAAGAAACUCGAAAACCACUAUGAAGUAGUCUACCGAAGUGCUAACGGAACAUGCGCGCACGAGUUCAUAAUCGAUAUACGCCCUUUUAAGGAGCUGGGUAUUGUAGAAGAGGACGUGGCCAAGCGUUUACAAGACUUUGGCUUCCAUAGCCCGACUAUGUCGUGGCCUGUACCCGGCACGCUCAUGAUUGAGCCAACGGAGAGUGAAAGUAAAGCUGAGAUGGAUCGAUUUUGUGAUGCGUUAGCGAUAAUCCGUCACGAGAUCGAAGACGUCGCCACAGGUGUUAUUGCUGUCGAAGAUUCGCCUUUGAAACAUGCACCACACACAGUGGACCAGGUUGCGGCUGAUGUGUGGAAUCGUAAAUACUCACGUGAACAAGCUGCAUUCCCUGCUCCGUGGCAACAAGGUGGCAAGAACAAAACGUAUUGGCCGACUGUGGGCCGCGUAGACAACGUGCAUGGUGACCGUCACCUUGUGUGUAGCUGUCCACCUCUUACCGACUAUGAGUAA
This is a messenger RNA of Plasmopara halstedii, 3003 nucleotides long. RefSeq names its product glycine dehydrogenase. The transcript has a single exon. The coding region runs from base 1 to 3003 and encodes 1000 amino acids. NCBI's taxonomy places the organism in Eukaryota, Oomycota, Peronosporomycetes, Peronosporales, Peronosporaceae. Gene Ontology annotation, biological process: glycine decarboxylation via glycine cleavage system. Gene Ontology annotation, molecular function: glycine dehydrogenase (decarboxylating) activity; pyridoxal phosphate binding; glycine binding. Gene Ontology annotation, cellular component: mitochondrion; glycine cleavage complex. The record is from RefSeq and is a predicted model, not a curated record.